ACAAAAGAGCGUCACAAUGGAGGACGGAAUGUAAAGCAGAUCUCAAGUGUACAGCAUGUGUGUCAUGGGUUAAUUACAAUGACAGUUUGAAGUGUCACUUUACAUAAUUAUGACAAUCUUUCACAAAGCAGUAAGAAAUGGUUUUACUGUAUGACAAUGGCUAAAUUUAGUACACGCAGUUACAUAUAAUUAGGUUCAUUUAUAGCAGGUGCCCGUUCUCAUAACGGAUGUAGUUAUAGGCAUUUUCUAUCCUGAGUGUUACACUGUGCCAAAAUGACAUCUCAUUCACGGGACUACAACACACGGUCUAUAGACCUCGGAAGUCUAAAGAAGCCAGAACCUUUACAAUUCAAAAUGACGGAUUUUCGUCGUGAUCUGCUAAUACGAAGUAAGCGGGAGCAGCACGCGCGGAAAGAGAGGCUGAGGGCACUCUCGGAGGCAAAGCACCUGUCAAAAAACGCAGUCACCAUCGACACGUCUCGUGGCAGAUCCAACAUGGAAGUCCUCAGGUUGUGCAUAAAGGAACUUGGCUUCAGAGAGUUCCCGUUCGGUCGCCGUGAAAAUUUGACAUGUGACAUCCACUGGCAUGCCUGUAACUUUGACGAGAACCCAGAAGUGUACAAUGGUGCUGUCAACAAGUUUCCAGGAAUGGGAGAUAUCUGCAGCAAAAUGUCUCUGUUCCGAAGUCUGGACACAAUGAAGGAGCUGUUUCCUAAUGACUAUGACUUUUACCCACAUACCUGGUACCUACCUGCUCAGUAUCAUGAGUUUUCCGCAGAAGUGCGCAAACUUCAUGAGAAAAAAGUUAAACCUAGACCAACAUAUAUUGUAAAGCCAGACACAGGGUCUCAGGGUGAUGGAAUAUACCUGAUAAGAGACGUCAACGAGUAUAACCCAAAUAACAGCAAGUCCCAUGUGGUACAGGAAUACAUGAGUAACGUUUACCUCAUUAACAACUAUAAGUUUGACCUGCGGGUUUAUGUGGUGCUUAAAUCCCUGGAGCCUCUUCAGAUCUACAUCUGUAAGGAAGGACUCGCCAGGUUCUCCACAGUGCAAUAUGAAACCCCCACAAAGGGAAAUAUUCAUGAAACUUUUAUGCAUUUAACAAAUUACUCUCUAAACAAACGUAGUGCCACAUUUAAUCGAUCAGAACGGGAGGAUGAUGGGAGCAAACGGACGUUGACCAGUGUGUUGCGUCGCAUUGGAAUCAAUGGUCAUGAUACAGACAAAGUCUGGACUAACAUUGAAAAGUGUGUGUGUAAAACUGUUAUUGCCAUACUGCCAGAACUCAAAGUGGAGUACCAGGCUACUAUCCCACCUAACAAACCGGGACCUCGCUGCUUUCAGAUCCUUGGGUUUGACAUCCUGUUACUAGACAACCUUAAGCCAAUCCUACUGGAGGUGAAUGCGAGCCCCAGUCUCAGUAUUGAUGGCGAACAAGAGGUGUCUCCUGGCGUGUUCGAGUAUGUUACCUGUGCACUUGAUGAAAUGGUGAAGCGCCCCCUAGUGAGAGAUGCUCUUUUGUUGAUGUCACCCCUCAAUAAGUUGAGGUCUGGAUUCAUGAGCAAAAGACGAAAGCGUAAGAGAAAGAAGGGAGGUCACUCCAACGGAAAUGGCUGUCCUGAGCCGGUACAGCAUCAGAGGACACACAUCCUCAUUAUCAAGGCUGACGAGUCUGAUGAGGAGAAGAGGGAGGUGGAUGUCACACAACAGAUGUCAGAACUCAACAACGAACUGGACUUCACCAGACAUGAGAAAGAUGAAGAUGAUUUAUUAGACAGUCACACAGAAGAUGAAAAUUUAAAUGAGGAUGAAAAAUUUGUUAAAAUUUUGGAAAAAUUGUCAAAAGAAAGCUGUCUGAAGCAACUGUAUCCUGCAGUAUACGAUGAGGAAUUUGAGCAUUUAAGGAUUCUGGAACGAGUCGCCAACCUUUUCAUCAGCUUUCUAGGGGUCAGAGGGUCACUGAGGAUUGGGCCAACAGGCUUCCGUACCUUUGCCAGGAAGUGUCGCCUGAGUAGACGGGGCAUCACAAAUGCGGCAGUAGACAUUAUGUAUAUAGACAUGCAGCGACGCUGGGACCACAUGAACCCUGAUAGGACAUCUGCCAUGUCAGAGAAAAAGUCCAAGAGUACCGUAGGAUUGUGUUUCCAAGGCUUUCUUGAUUCAUGCCUGGAGAUUGCACGUAGGAAGUUCCCUAGUCAAUCAAAGAUAGAAAUGUUGGAAACCCUUGUUGACUUUUGUGAAAACAGCCUGAAUCAUCAGGAUGAUGACGGUAAAAUGCCAAACCUUCCGAAACUUCACUUCCGACGUCUCGGCCUGGCAUAUCGCCCAUCAGGGUUUCAAGUGUAUCGCAGGACUACAGACUGUAUGACCGAGGAAACGGUUCAGGAUUUGUACUCAGCAGACAGUCGCUCCACAAAUAACUCAUCUGAUGAGAUUGAAAACUUUCUCCGUCAGCGUAGGAAAAAUGCUUAUCGACCGACAAUGAUGAGAUACAUGACCCGUACCUCACUUGUACAGUCACCAGAAUAGUGCAUUCAUGACAAACCAAAAUAUGAGAAAUAUCAGUGACAAUCAUGUAGGAUCUAUAAGUUGCAUCCUGGGUACUAUCAACAAAAUCCUGGGUACUCUCAACAACAUCCAGGGUUAAUAUUGAACAACAUCCUGGGUACUAUCAACAACAUCCAGGGUUAAUAUUGAACAACAUCCCGGGUUGAACAACAUCCUGGGUACUCUCAACAACAUUCUGGGUACUAUCAACAACAUCCAGGAUUAAUAUUGAACAACAUCCUGGGUUGAACAACAGCCUGGAUACCAUCUUUUUUUUACAUUUUGUGUUUAUAGUGAUAAAUACAGGUGGAUUCUUUCUGUGACAGGGUUGUAUACUUCCUAUUAUGUAGUUGCGAUCUUCCUGUGAUGGGGUUAUGUACUUCCUGUGAUGGGGUUAUGGGGUUAUGUACUUCCUGUGAUGGGGUUAUGGGGUUAUGUACUUCCUGUGAUGGGGAUAUGUACUUCCUGUGACGGGGUUAUGUACUUCCUGUGACAGGGUUAUGUACUUCCUGUGACGGGGUUAUGUACUUCCUGUGACAGGGUUAUGUACUUCCUGUGACAGGGUUAUGUACUUCCUGUGAUGUGAUUGUGUACUUCCUGUGAUGUGAUUGUGUACCCGUGAUGUGGUUUUUCCUUCCUGUGAAAGGGUUUUGUACUUGCUGUUAUGUUCCAUGUCAAGUUUACCUGAAACCUGUGAUGUAGUUGUGCAGUUCCUGUUAGGUGGUUGUGUACCUCUUGUGAUGUGGUUGCCAUGGUUACUCAUCUAUUUUCUGUCUAUCAAAAGUGUAUACAUCCCUCCCCCAAUCAUGUAGAAUACACAAGUAGUUUUGAGUAGCUUUUAGAUAAAGAAUUGCUUAAACACUUGCCAAUCAUUUAAUACACAUAUUUGUGUAGAAGUAUUACUUGUGAUUUGUUGGUGCAAUAUAAUUGGCUCGGUGAUGCUAUUUUACUACAUAAUAAUAAUAAUGCCUACAGUAUUUAUGACUUAGUGUGCUCAUAUUAACAGCCAGCUGAGGUGGGAAGCAUCUUUAUAAGGGAAUAAUAUUUCAAAAUAGGUAAUUAAGAUCAUUUUAUAUAUCUACUUGAAUUAUUCAUCCAGCUAGUAAGUAAUAAUAUUCAUAAAAAGGCCUCAAGUAAGUAUCUGAAUGUCUUUCUGGAUGCGUUCGAAACUUGAUAUACACUCUGUUUUGUUCCUGUAAACAGUGCAUGGUAUACAUUGUUAUAGAGAUGUAUGAUUAUAGACAAACUGAAAAUGCUGUUGAUAUUGUUCUAAUUAGUAAUUUUAAAAGUGCUUUGAAGUAUGUGAUAUAUUCAUUGAACCUGUCCUACUUGUCCUACUGAAACAGAGUCAUAUGUGUUAGAGAGUAUUAUAAAGCUGUUAUUGAUACAGAAAACACAUUUAGUGGGAAAUCCUAUUUGGCUUGUAAUUGAGUGGGACUUAUUUCACUCAUUCGAAUGACACCACAUUAUAUUGUUAGAGAUAUAGGUUAUCUUGGGUGUUUUGCUCAUAUCUGGGGUCAGGGUUGGGAGUGGACUCUGGUGUUGAAAACUUCCUUUUUUAGACCCAAUGUAUACAAGUCAGAAAUAUGAUAAAGAUUAAAGUUAUUGAUAUUUGUGGUUAAACCUUUAAUAUGUUUUAUGUAUUAUUAGGUAUUAGUUGGUAGGAGUGGGGUGCAAAUGGAAGCCUUACUGUUUUGUGAUAUAUCAUAUACGACUCUGGAUCCAUUGAUGACCUAAUACAAUCAGCUUCCCCUCAUCACAUGGAAGGUAGUCCAAUUCUCACUUUUGAUAAUCUAGCACGAAAGUGUAGCUACAUCAGGUUUCAGUUCUUGCAUAUAAAAGUGUUUCUCCAGUGCAACUUCAUUUCUGAAAAAUAGCAAUUGCGACAAGAACAAUCAGAUUUGGGUAUAAUUCUGUGACUUCUGUAAACACAGGUAUUUGUAAGUUAUUUAUUUGUUGUUUAUAUUAACCUGUGAUAUUCCACUGAAAGCUGUGAUAAUGAAUUUUUUUUGUGAUCCACUAGAGACAAUAUCCUUUAAAAAUUUGUUAAUAUUGCAUUUGAUAAAAUAGUUGUGAUGUUGACCAUCGAUACAUGACUUAUUUAUACUGUAAUUGAGUGACCUCGACCUUGGAUACAAGACCUUCAUGUGAUGUCAGUGACCAUGACCUUGGUUAUAGGACGUACUAGUAAUGUGAGUGACCUUGACUUUGAUUACCCGAGAACUAACUUGACUUAGUUCCAUGAUAUACUUGUGACCUUGACCUAUGUGACACCAGAACUUAUUUGACCAUAGUUGCAUGAUCUACAGGUGCUUUGAGUGAACUUGACCUUAGUAACAUUAUCUUAUGGUGAUGUGAGUGACCUUGACCUUAAGUACAUUGUCUACUGGCGAUGUGAGUGACCUUAGUUACAUUAUACACUUGUCACAUUGUGACUUUGACAAUGGAUGAACAAUCUCCUGAUAACCUUGACCUUGGAUACGUGACCUUGGGUUGAUGUGGUUGACUUUGACCUUGGAUACAUAAUUUAAUGGUAUUAUAUAUGUGUCAUAAUUAUCAUGACUAAUACAUUUAUUAAAGCAUUCAAUAUGUUUGAUGAGAACUGUAUACAACUAUGUACAUUCUCAGUCUACAAGGAUGUGUGGGAAAGUAUGUUAACUAUUUAUGACCAACUGUACAUAUGUGUGUAAGUGUGUGUUACCAAUUAUAAAUAUGGGGUUAGACUGUAGAUAUCAAUCACUGUGAUACAUAUGAACCAUGUUGUAUGUUAUAUCACUUGUUUAAGAGAAAUAAGCAGUAUCAUAACUGUUUGUGUGAUGUUAAUAAAAAUAGGAAUUUUGAAAAUCUUCAUUUUAUUGUUCA
Messenger RNA from Pecten maximus, 5412 nucleotides. Its product is annotated as tubulin polyglutamylase TTLL11-like. The record is from RefSeq and is a predicted model, not a curated record. The transcript is spliced from 9 exons. The coding region runs from base 274 to 2532 and encodes 752 amino acids. Gene Ontology annotation, molecular function: tubulin-glutamic acid ligase activity; tubulin binding. NCBI's taxonomy places the organism in Eukaryota, Metazoa, Mollusca, Bivalvia, Pectinida, Pectinidae. Gene Ontology annotation, cellular component: cilium. Gene Ontology annotation, biological process: protein polyglutamylation; microtubule cytoskeleton organization.